ACACCACUACAAAAGACCAGUGGCAAUGGAAAGAGAAUAGCUCGACCGGGAAUCAACACAGCAGAGGCUAUAAUACCGCAGGCAGAUGCGAUGCGACGAUGAUGCCAUCUUCAUCAAAGAGAAUGGAAGGGGGAAAGGAUAAGCAUGACGAAUCUGAUAAAGGAUUGUUUUCGAACUUAGCGCAUGGACUUAUUGGAGGACAUGGAAACCAUGGGGGAUAUCCUCCACCACCCGGGGCAUACCCACCUCCUGGAGCAUAUGCUCCACACGGAUAUCCUCCCGCACCCGGCGCAUACCUACCUCCUGGGGCAUAUGCACCACAUGGAUAUCCUCCCACGUCCAGCACAUAUCCUCCGCAUGGCUAUCCUCAUCAGGGAUAUCCACCUCAUGGUUAUCCACCUUCGGGAUAUCUACCUACCGCUUACCCUGGUCCAUCGGCUCCGUCGCAUCAUGGACAUGGAUCUAAAAUGGGAGCGUUGCUGGCAGGGGGAGCUGCUGCUGCUGCAGCAGCUUACGGUGCUUACCAAUUGAUGCACGGCCAUCAUCAGACGGGACAUGGAAUGCCCCACUUUGGCCAGCAUGGCAAGUUCAAGCAUGGGAUGUUCGGUGGGAAACACGGUAGAUUUGGUGGCAAGUUCAAGAAGUGGAAGUGA
Molecule: messenger RNA, 653 nt
Organism: Musa acuminata AAA Group (dessert banana)
Lineage: Eukaryota; Viridiplantae; Streptophyta; Magnoliopsida; Zingiberales; Musaceae
Product: glycine-rich protein A3-like
Exons: 3
Coding region: 99-653 (184 amino acids)
Source: RefSeq, a predicted model, not a curated record